Molecule: messenger RNA, 519 nt
Organism: Striga asiatica
Lineage: Eukaryota; Viridiplantae; Streptophyta; Magnoliopsida; Lamiales; Orobanchaceae
Source: the annotation of a GenBank genome assembly
AUGGAGCAGCAACAAAUCCGGUCUUGCGUGAGGAGUCGGGGGUUGUUGCCGAUCAGAGGAACAGCAGCGGUGCAAGCAAGUUUAGCGUCGCCUUCUUUUCCGGGCAGCAGCAGCCCCGUCGUCCGACAGCGGUCAGCCGACGUCUCACAAACAGCAACAAGUAGCCGUGUGCGAACACUCGGGCUCUGUCUCCCUAGUUCGGAGCUUGCUGGUUCUGCCCUGGUCACGCUAUGGGCACUGACGGCUCACCUGGGGUCCACUACUGGGCUGGUGGUCGAGACUGCACGGACUGGUGCGCUAGUGGCCGAGACUGCACAGGUCUGGCACGCUGUCGCCAGGGCUGCACGAGUCUGUUGUGUUGUGGCACCGAGACUUUGUGCAUGGAGAGACCUAGGUCGCCUAAGGCCUCGGGCACGGACGCUGGAACACGGGACAAGUAGCACUGGGCAUGCGGGUCUCGCGAGAAGAUCACUGGUCUCGCUGGCAGGUCGUGCAGGGAAACGUGGGUCGUGCUGGUAA